UUCCGAUUCCAAUCCCCCCAUCCCCCCGCUGCCCCUUCAGUGUCCCGAUAUUUUUCAUCGCCCCCCAAAAUCAGACGCGCCGCGCUCAAUCUCGCUGCCGCGUCGAGGUUCUCGCCGGCCGGCGAUUUCCUUCCUCGCCGUGCGGGAUCAGAGCCGCGCCGAGAGAGGAGGGGACCCUCGCGCGUUCGUCCUGGGAGAGCGGCUCGCCGCGUUCGCCCUCGUCAAGCGCCAACUGCCGACUUCAAUCUCAGCGCAUGCAGCAUCAUCCUCAUCGGCCGCCGAUUCGUCCUCGUCGGCCGCCGACUCGUCCUCAUCGAGCGGAAGUCACGACGAUAGCGAGGUCGCGCCGGCGAUUCGUUAUUGCCGAGAGGGAGGCGCGCGGGAGUGAGGGGGGCUCGUCGUUCUCUUCGCCGGCGAUUUGUGGUCGUUCUCACCGAAGGGGGAGACACACCGGGAGUGAGGGUGGGUUCACGCGUCGAUCUCGUCGCCCGGCGAUUCAUCCUCACCAAGGGGAGGCACGCCGGGAGCGAGGGUGGCGCACUCCCGUGCGUGAUUUUCUCCGGCGGCCUGGGGGUGAUUCAUCUUUCGUCGAGGGAUCACGCUGCGAAGGGAGGGACGACUCCGUGCGCAGGGACCUGCACUCCAUUCGCAGGACAUUCUUUUUAAGGCACAGCCUCUAGAUUUUGAGUGACAGGACCAAUGGAGAAGAAGAGUUUUAGCAGUAAUCUGAAGCUUGGUAAGUUCAGAACUUUGCUGAAGAAUUUAACCAAGGACCAAAAAGAUCUUGUCAAGUUCUGUGGGUUUGGAAGCAUCCUUGAUUUUGAUUGCUCUGAAGCUCCAAGAUCUGUAUCGUUUUGGCUAGCAAAGAAUUUUGAUGUGCCAACGAGGACAGUUAACUUGCAAAAUGGUUCAAGCUUCAUUUUGAAUCCUUUCACAGUACAUCAAAUCCUCGGCACCCCCCUUGGUGGUCGAAGGGUCCCUACCAGAGCCAGCAAGGCAGUUAAGGACAUCAUAGGGAGCGACACUGGGACCGCCAUGGUUGCACCGACAGUUGAUCAGUUGUUCAGUUUGCUAAACAGGGAGCUAGUGGGAGACAAAUUUGUUCGUAUCUUUAUGCUGAUUGCACUUGCCAUCUUCCUAUGCCCCACUAGCUAUGGAAGUGCAAGUUCCCAUUAUUAUUCAGGGAUUGCAUCUGUGGAGGACAUACCAAAAUAUGACUGGUCUUCAUUUGUGCUUGAUUGGUUGGCCACAAGCAUUCAAAAAUUCCAAGAAUCAGCAGCCAAGGGGAAUGCAAUUGGCAAGGACAGGACCUCAUCACUUGGUGGCUGCCUCUUUGUUCUUGCGGUCACGUAUUUUGAGUACAUUAGGACAUCAGAGAUUUUGUUACGUGAUGAUAUCCCUCGGCUCAAAAUAUGGGAUGACUACAUGAUUCAAGAAUUCCUUGCACUGGAUGGUAACAGUGGUGAUGGACGAGCUUUUGGCUUGCUUGAGCUGAAGGACACCAGGGAGUCCCCAUUCCUUGCUGCAUCAAUUUCUUCUGCUAGUUUCUCAAGGCUCCCAGCCCAAGUUGAAGACUUCAUACUGCGUCUCUCCCCAGAUGAUGCCCAUCACAAAGUAUUUUUUUUAGCACUACAAUCUUUUUUUCUCUAUUUUUGUACGCCCACCUCUAAUAUUUUGGUGUACAAACCUUCUCAACAGGUUAGAAAAGACUUAUCCGACAUGUGCAGAAGUUUCUACAAGGAUCUGAUGGGGUCAGCCCUUGCUGCAAUCCAACCUGUUAUCAUAAAGCAAAUGUGCAAGAUGGCACAAGUUAUGUUCGACGAGCUGACGAUGAACAGUGCAAGAGGGAUAUCGGCUGAUACCAACACAUCUACACAAGGGCAAACAACAGUUUCAAUGAAAUGUGCGAGAAUUCAGAAUCAAAGUGGAGUAAAAGCAAGGUCUCCUCAUACAACUUUGGAUACAAACAGAGCUCAACAUGCUGAUGUAGAGAAGUCUCCAAAUGGCAGGAGUGUACUUAAUGCUAGUAAUGUGAAUACCAGAUCCCCAUCAACAAUCCAAUGUGCUCAACACUUCAGAUACAAUGAUCCUCAGUCCAGCAGUAGGCUGAAUGUUCAUGGUGCUGCUAAUGAGACUUGCGAUCAUGAGCAGACUAUUCACAACGAGGGAAACAUCCUACAUCAAGGCUCGCAAAACGUAAAUCCAGAUUCUAAUCCCAUUUUCAGCAGAGAUGACAGAGAUGACUUCAUUUCCAAGGGGGAUUCUACUCCAGAAAAGGACCUCACAGCUCCUGGCAAUAAAAGUGAUACUCCAAAUGAUCUGGUUGGGAUGACACCUAACAUUGCCUCUAAUCCUCAGGUUGAUCACCCUGGCAGCUGUGAGGUUCAAUUCUCACCCUCACUCAAUUGUCAAAUGGAAGGUGAUCUGAAUAACAACUCAAAAGGCACACCUGUUUGUGAUGUUGAACCUGAUAGUAGGCUAUACACAGACCGGGUUGUACCUGAUUCAUUUGAGCGUUCUUGCAAUGUGGUUAGGAAGACCGCAACACAACUGCUGUCUAUUGCAAAUGACAGGGGAGACAAGACAUCAGCCAAUAAUGGCCCUAAGAAGAAUCGCAGAUUAGGCAUGCAAUUCCACAAUGACACGGCACCAAAGCUUGUGCUAGCGUCAACCAUCUCUGAUAUUGAGAUAUCCUCAGAAGAUAAUAGUCCAACAAAGGUCUCAACUGGCAAGAAAUGCGUGCCUGUAUCCAGUCCAGUGGUAUCUGACAGAAACCUUAGUAGCAACUCAGAAGAAGAUGAAGAAGAUAGUGUACAAAUAAUUCUAUCUGACAAGUUCACAAGGAGACGUGCCAUCAAGUUGCCAAGAUCACUAGCAUCACCUAGUGUUUGUUUGGAUAUUCCACGGCAGAAGAUCACAGUGUCCAAAUUUGAGAGUGACCUUUACUACAUGUCAACUAAACGCAUUGGAAAAAAAGUCAAAAGCAAAACCAUUGCCUGUAUUAGUCGUUUUCAUGUUGAUCAUCGUACAUUUUGGGAUUCAAUGCGAUCGAGGUGUCGAGUGGGCACAUUCACAAUGAAUGUGUUCUAUGAAGCAUGCAAUUCAGAUUAUAGAGACAACCCAAACAUGAAGCCCUCCAAGUGUUUCCUAACGUCAGAUGCCAUUGACAUCCUGAAAUCAAAGAAGUCUACUGUGUGUGAAGCAGUUGAAAUACUAUCGCCUGAAAUCACCAGGUUUUCUAUGCGCGACUUCAACAUGGUGAUGAUCCCUGUAUGUCACAGCGGACAUUGGUGGCUGAUUGUUGCAAAUCUUAGAGACCACCGCUUUGACAUACUAAACUCAUGUGAAAUGAAUUCAACUUCUUGCAUAAUCACAUCACUAAUAGUAAGCAUCUUUUUUUUCCUUUUUUGUCUUUUUUCUUUUAACAUUUUUUGUGCAUUUUUCCUAUUCAUGCCAAUAGAUUCACUAGGAGCACUCACGCGGGGUUUUUUUUUUCACUUUCUUUUUUGCUGUUUCAACACCAUGAAGUGUGAUAAGUUUAGGAAAGCAUAUGAUACAAUGUUCAAGAAUUCUGACAUUAUCAAUAAAAAUACAUUCCCUGUACGUGUACAACAAGCACCUCAGCAAACAACAACGCAUGACUGCGGCAUCUUUGUGAUGAAGUUCCUUCAAACAUGGGAUGACAGGAAGUUACAAAACAUCUCACAGAAUGACAUCCCCAUGCACCGGCAGAAGAUAGUAGCAUAUAUCCUAACACAUAAAUUCAACUGCCAGACCAUCAACAGUGUAAGCAAGUUCAUUGAGGCUAAUAGGGAUUAACACGUGUGUUCAAUCUUCUUAUUCUUUUUUAAUUUUUCGUGCACAAUUUUUUUUACGCUAAACCAGAUCAGGCUGAGAAUAAUGUUAAACCAGAUUCUUUGAAUAAUAUAGCAAAGUAUAACUGCAGUCAUGAAUUUUUUGCAACCAACCAUGCGUUAGAUGUAUAGCCGUCUCAUUCCAGCACAGCAAUCCAACACACAUAUAUAGUCAAUACACUUUAAUGUUUAAACAGUAAUAAAUUAAUAUCAUGCCACUUUUUUUCCUCUUUUUUUCUUGCGCCCGUACACUCCUAUGGUCCUAUUUCUGCUAUUUUCUCUGUGGCACCAUUCAUCACAUCAGGGCAUUUGUUUCUAAAAUGCGUAGUUGACCUGCAAAUAGUACAUUUUCGAGGUUCUUUUUUCUUUUUAGCCUGUAUCAAGAUCUUCUCAUGAAUUGGCUUCAACCUAUCACCCACAGCUACACUUGAAGCUUGAGAUUGUGGAGGGUCCUUGUAGGUGUGCGGUGCUUCUAUCAUAUUUUCAGAUUCAGAUGCUUGUUUUGUUCCACCCACAGUAAUAACAUGGGGUUCAGCAACUACCACGCCAGCUUUUAUGCUGUGAAUUGCCUUAACAAGCUCAUCCACACCUUGCAAAAACAUUGAACUUGUAGACUCAUCACAAGACAUAUCUGCACAAACUUUGGACAUCUUGCUCAUCAUUAUGGCAUAGCACACUGAACUAUCAGCCUCCAUGUUGUUCUUGCCCACAUGGCCCCUCAGCAUCUCAUCAAUCUGUGCAUCCAUUGCAAUUGUCCACCGGGGAAGGAUGAAUGACUCUGGUAGUUUAGUCAUCCCUCUCCUGGUAGCAAUGUUAAACACAUGACAACAAUGUAUUCCAUCUCUCUCAAAUUUGUUGCAAGAGCAUGUAUAGAACUGACCAUCCUCAGAAACUGUCACUCUGUACAAAUCCUUCUCAUAUUCAGCCCUAUCAUAUUUUCUCACCCUUCUCAACAAGAAUGACAGCCCUUGCUCCUCCUCCACCACAUAAGCUGUGCUGUUGCGCAUCUCCCUUUGCAUUUUCCCAAGAAUUGUUCUUGUUAAAAUGGCCAUUGCUUCCUCUUCAUAAAGAGUCAUAGACCAAGUAGACGAAGUUGUCCCCUGCGACACAUAACUCUUGCGGUCCAACUUGCUGAUUUGUUUUUCUUGAAUGAUUUGAUACUGUUCAAAGAAGUUUAGAAUUGUGUCUCUUGGGAGCACAUAGUUCUUGAAUAGUGAGUUUGUACUUUCACUCCUCCCAGUCGUGGAUGAAAAUGGAUAGAAUUUGUCCUUGAAGUAAGCUAGCGCCCAGUAGGCUCUGAUCUCAAAUAGGUGCUGUAGGUAUUCGUUGCUCUCAACUCCAUGUCUCACUAAUACAGCCUUCCACCCAUCCUCAAAUUCAGUUGGAGUGAAUGUGUUCCUUAUAACGUAUCUCAGCUCAGCCCCCAUAGUACCACGUGCAGACAAGUAGCUGGUCAAGUUCUUCUUUAUGUUCUCUAAUAUGUGCUAGUAGCAAAAUCUAUGCGUAGCAUCAGGAAAAACAGCUGCAAUCGCUUUCCACAUUUCUUUGUCUUGAUCAGUUAUUAUGUUUAUUGGCAUCUUUCCACCCAUUGCAUCAAGAAAUGCCCCCAAUAGCCACUUGAAUGUGCUGGUCUUUUGAUUUUGGAGAAGUGCACAGCCAAAAAGGACCGUGUUUCCAUGGUUGUUGACCCCAACAAUAGGGGCAAAUGGCAUGUUGUAUCGGUUCGUACUGAACGUCGUAUCAAAAGAGAUGUAAUCACCAAACAAGUGGUAGUUAUUGCGUCCCAUCAGAUCUGUCCAAAACACUGACCUCACCGUGUCAUUCUCAUCCACCUGCAUGCUAUAGUAGAAGCCCGGGGUCUUCACUUGCUCUUUAGUGAACAUCUCCAGCAAAUCUCUGAUGUCUCUGUUCUUAUGCUUUUCUCUCUCAGCAGAUCUCAUAUUACCUAUAUCUGUUUCAUCAAAGCCAAUGUUUCUGAAACUGCCCAUUAGAGAUCGAAAUAUUGUCAUAACCUUUCGUGGGGGAACUCUACUUUUCUGCAGUAUCUCUAUGAACUUUUUGUCACUUUCUGAAAUAUUUUUGUGGCAUCGCAUGAACCUAACCAACCACUCAGAUGGCAUAAGGUCAUGAUUGUGGUCGAGGUGUACAAGUGAGGCAUACCACUGACCACUCUCCCUUUUAACUAGCAUUCUUACUUGACAGUUUGUCCUUUGAAUGAAAUUAGUUUUCCUCUGCUUUGUAGGAUUGUCGUCAGCAGCGUUGUGUCUCUGCUUGUUGCACACAAACAAUCUCUUGUUCACUUCACCUGUUUUCCUUGACCUGUAGCUUGUGUUCUUUUUAAUUGCAAAUCCCAUGCGUCUUGCAUACACAGCAAACAAGUAAAAUGCUACAUCAUCCAUUUCAAAAUGCAUCCCUUCUUGAGGAGCAAUAGCAGAUACGAUCUCACUGAGUGUGGGAUAGUUUGUGUCACUAAACAUGUUAUCCAUCUCUUUUUCUUCCUGAGUGGGUGGGAAUCUGUCCAGCAGCUCAUCAAUGGAUGCACCAUCUACUUCAGCAGCCUGCUCUCCUCAACCAUUUACAUCCUCUGCAGACGCCAAUGAGUCCUGUUCAAUUGAAGGAGAAUCAAAGUAAUCAUCUUGCUUUUCAUGCACCUUUGUGGAAGGCACCCCUAGUCACAUCAAAAUGUUGCAAGAUGCAACUCCUUUUGAGAGGGGAGAGACUUUGGAAAAUAUUGUUACCAUGGAUCCGGCAAGGAGCCAGCGGCGCCGCCUUUUGGCGCCGCCACCCGCCGCCGCCGGCGCUCGUGGAAAGCCUCCUCAACAAAACGCAUUCGAGACAUGAGGCUGGCUAGCGAAGUGCGCCCCCGUUCAUCUGAAGGAAAAGGUGUGAUGCCGGGGGAGGGCUCCUCGGCGUCAGAUCCGGCAGUGCCGCAGGGGCCGACGCUGGUGGCGGCAGAGGCGGCGGCGAAGCCCCCCCCGGCAGUGGUAGCAGAGGCGGCGGCGAAGCUCCUCGUGCCGGCAACUCUAUUGAAAUGGAGCUCAACGCUGUCUCUACAAGCCAGAUUCCAUUAGCAAAAAUGGAAGGUCCAUCCCCAUCAUCAAAGGCAAAACAAAGUUGUGAUUCUGCAGAUGCGGUUAAUGAUGUGAAGAAUGCAGGGAAUGCAAAGAAGAUUUUCUCAACAAAAUUGAGUUUACCCAAGUUCAUAGCUAUAUCAAAACUGCUUACACCCGACCAGAAAAGGCUAGUGGAUAGCAUGGGGUUUUCCUACCUGCUCGACCUUUGUUGUGAGUCAGUCCCCAGAGGAAUCAGCAUAUGGCUUGCAAAACAUUUUGAUGUAAAGUCUAGGACUCUUAUCUUACCAAAUGGUUCCAGAAUAGUCAUAACUCCACUUUUUGUUCAUCGUGUCCUGGGAAUUCCUAUUGGUGGCAAAGCUGUAUCAAAGAGGUGCGAGGACUCUGUAAAGAGUUGGAUCUGCCAAGAAACAAAAUGCAAAGGCAGCAACCCAACUAUUAAUGAGCUCAAGGCUCUUUUCACACCCCAGCUCAGUGGUGGGAAAUUCAAGCUAAUAUACUUUGAGCUUCUAGACGUACCAAUUACCAGGGACUAUCAACACAUAUCACUACUCAAGUUCUGGUCAACUGAUAUGAUUAAAGCAUUCGAAACCCUUGAUGCUGAAGAUGACGAGCACUCUGUUUUUGGCCGACUGCCGUUGAAAGAUUUGAGCAAAACCAUUUUUUGGGAAAGCACUGUAGAUGAUUCUAUGCUAUCAAAAUCAACCAGUACAUGCGCAGCACCACACUCUGAGUCUGCACACAUGGAAGCUAGUUAUAGGGCUCAAGUUGCUGUAACAGUACAAGAUUUGCAGAGGGAUAUCAUGAAUGCAAUUCAACAGCUUGUAUCAGCCUACACUGAUAGAAUACACAGCUUGUGGGACUCUCUACAACAAGAAUCCAAAGUCUUCAACAAGCAUCCCAAUCCUGAUUUUAGGAAUAGCAGCAAUGCAUCAGAUGAAGUGAAUGUUGCUAAUUCAGUUGCUGCAGGGACAGCUCGUAUGCAUGGUCACACAUCUGUUCCAGUGGGAAGGAAUCAAGGACAUGCAGCAGCAACACUUUCUGAUUGUCACCUUACACAUGCAAAACAAAGCAUUCUCCACAAAACAGAUUUGUUGGCGCCCAAGGUGACCACCCAAGGAGCACCACUUGAAACUGAGCAACACAUUAGAACAAAUCAGGAAGCCGCUAAUCAGGAAAUGUCUUCAUUCAUACAACUACCUUCUUUCAGCCAAGACAGUUCAUCAAACACAGUAAAUCAUGCUGCACACUCUCAAAACCCUAUGGUCAUAGAGAAGUACAGUGCUGAAAUAUCCGGAAGCUCUGUUAUCCAGGACGGCCAAAACCAUUUGCAACCAAGGAUAAGACAACCUAGGAAUAGCUGCAGCAAUGUGUUUCUCAGCCUCCAUUCUUCAUCUUCAGAUACAUCACAUCAAAAGGAAGCCAAGGUUUUGGGAUACAUCACUGUUACAAUAGAUUCAAACAUCGACCAAGCAUCAGAUGAUACAAAUGACAAACAGUCUGCUCAAAACAAUGAUUUCAACUUUUGGGGAAGUGGUAUUGAUUCAAAUUUUGAAGUGAAACCCCCCAAGGCAAGCUCCUAUGAUGAGAAAUAUUUUGGGUUCAUCAAUAAAUAGAAAACAGAACAAACGUUCAAGAUCAUUGAAUGAAUCCAUCUACGAUGCUAUUAUCUGUAUAAGAAAGAAACGGUAGCAACAAAGUUCCAAUGACAAAGGAAAUCCAACAUUGGUGGAGGCCACAAGCACGCAGAUCACAACAGCCCAUGACGAAGGAAUACAUGCUGUUAACAUCAAUGAAAUUACAGAACUGCAUGAUUCGUCUAACCAAAAAUCAGCGCCACCAAACUGUGACGAAGAAAUGCAACAUCACAUGGACAUGGACAACAUUAUACUAUCCACACCUAGCACACAGAGCAAGUUCUGCUACAACUUUAGUUCCCAACUCGUAGAGAAGGAAGUCUUCAAGGAUAUAAUUGACUGCAUUCCCUUUUCUGGACCAAGCCCACGAGUUGAUGAAAUCAAGAAAGUUUGGGUGGAUCAUAAGACAUUUGGUUUGUCGAUGCGAGUGUUUGGCACUAUUUCCAAAUAUACUCUAGAUGUCAUGGGACAAGCAGUUAUGGCAGAACAGUUUGAGAAAGAUCGUCUUGGGCUUCUCCCACAGGGUUUUUGGUACAGACACAUCGUGCCAUAUGAAACAUCUAAAAUAUUCCAAACCUCUAAUUUUGAUGCGUCAAAAGCAACAAAGCUUCUUACUGAGUACAAUGUAGAUAAGAUGGAUUUGGUUUUCCUGCCACUACAUCACGAUCAGUUCUGGUAUUUGAUUGUUGCCAACUUUAGACACAGAAGAUUUGAGGUUUAGUGCCCUAAUUUGGAACUAGAUUCAGUCCGAAGCACUGCUGAAAAAGUUAUUCAGUCCGAAGCACUGCUGAAAAUGUUAUCUUCAGUUUUAAGAUGACUUUUAAGUAUGCAUACCCCCGGUCCACAGCACUCAGCAUUUUUGAGAUGACAACUACCUUUCGCAGCGUCACAUGGUCAAAAAACUACUGCGAUAGCGGUAUAUUUGUUAUGAAACUCAUGCAAAGCCAUGAUGGCGACAAGCAACACCUGUUCAAACCAGAAGAUGCAAAACCACUGCGUGAAUGCAUAUCCUACUACUUGCUGACACA
Panicum virgatum (switchgrass) is the source of this 9590-nucleotide messenger RNA. RefSeq lists its product as uncharacterized. Gene Ontology annotation, molecular function: cysteine-type peptidase activity. The record is from RefSeq and is a predicted model, not a curated record. The transcript is spliced from 25 exons. Gene Ontology annotation, biological process: proteolysis. Lineage: Eukaryota; Viridiplantae; Streptophyta; Magnoliopsida; Poales; Poaceae. The coding region runs from base 700 to 3819 and encodes 1039 amino acids.